AUGACCUCAGUUCUUGAUCAAAUUAAAGCAUGGACAACUAUCGUUGCUGAUUCGGGUGAUUUUGAAUCAAUUGCUCAAUAUAAACCUCAAGAUGCAACAACUAAUCCUUCCCUAAUUUUGGCUGCCACUAAAAAUGUUCAUUAUACUGGUUUAAUUGAUUCUGCUAUCAAAUAUGCAAAUGAUAAAAAAGGAACUAUCGAUGAAAAGAUUGAUUGGGCUGCUGAUAAAUUGUUGAUCAAUUUUGGCUGCGAAAUUCUUAAGAUUAUUCCUGGUCGUGUAUCUACCGAAGUAGAUGCUAAACUUUCGUUUAAUACCGAAGCGACAAUCCACAAAGCUAGACGUCUUAUUAAACUUUAUGAAGAAGUUGGUAUCGAUAAGUCGCGCAUAUUGAUCAAGGUUGCUUCAACUUGGGAAGGAAUUAAAGCUGCUGAAUGCCUUGAAAAAGAAGGAAUUCAUUGUAAUUUGACUUUACUUUUUUCUUUCGCUCAGGCUGUAGCAUGUGCGGAAGCAGGUGUAACUCUAAUUUCCCCCUUUGUUGGUCGAAUUCUUGAUUGGUACAAAAAGAGUACUGGUCAAACCUACGAUGCCAAGAGUGAUCCUGGUGUAAAAUCUGUAACUAGAAUCUAUAAAUAUUAUAAACAACAUGGAUAUAAAACUAUUGUAAUGGGUGCAAGUUUUCGUAAUACUGGUGAAAUUGAAGAGUUAGCCGGUUGCGAUUUCUUAACUAUCAGUCCUGCGUUGUUGAAAGAAAUGCAAAGUGAUUGUAAAAAGAUUGAAAGAAAGUUGUCCCCUGAUCAUUGUGAUAAUGAACCAAAAGUUACUUAUGAUGAACAAUCAUUCAGAUGGGACCUUAAUGAAGAUGCAAUGGCUACUGAAAAACUUUCUGAAGGCAUUAGAAAGUUCGCUGAAGAUAACAAGAAGUUGAAGGAUGAAUUAAAAUUACGUUUAUCUCAAUGUUAA
Messenger RNA from Dentiscutata erythropus, 960 nucleotides. Lineage: Eukaryota; Fungi; Glomeromycota; Glomeromycetes; Diversisporales; Gigasporaceae. The record is from the annotation of a GenBank genome assembly.